AUGGAAAACCUGAUGUUUGUCUGCUGCUCCUGUAAAGUUAUCUGGACUUUACUUGUAACAAUCCUAGGCUAUGCCAGCAGCUUGCCUGUGAGUGAUGAUUCUAUUUGCACAGCAGAGGAACUUGCUAAGUACAGCAUAAUCUUCACAGGGAAAUGGAGUCAGACUGCCUUCCCUAAGCAGUACCCACUUUACAGGCCCCCAGCACAGUGGUCAUCCAUGCUAGGUGUUACUCAUAGUUCUGACUACAGCAUGUGGAAAAAAAAUGAAUAUGCCAGCAAUGGUGUGCGUGAUUUUGCUGAAAAGGGUGAAGCAUGGGUAUUGAUGAAAGAAAUAGAAGAAGCUGGAGAGAAAAUUCAGAGUGUACAUGGAAUCUUCUCGGCUCCUGCUAUUUCCAGUGGCACAGGACAAACCUCUACUGAAUUAGAAGUGCAUCCAAGACAUCCCUUAGUUUCGUUUGUUGUGCGGAUUGUCCCAAGCCCUGACUGGUUUGUGGGUAUUGACAGCCUAAAUCUCUGUGAAGGAGACCACUGGAUGGAAGAAGUAUCAGUAGAUUUAUUUCCAUACGAUGCUGGAACUGAUAGUGGUUUCACAUUUUCCUCCCCAAACUUUGCCACUAUUCCCCAGGACACAGUUACAGAGAUCACUUGUUCCUCCCCAAGUCACCCAGCAAACUCAUUUUAUUACCCCAAACUCAAAUUUUUGCCACCUAUUGCUCAAGUAACUUUGAUGAAAAUAAAGAAAAGCCAGCCAGGACUUCCUCCACCUUAUAUUGCUGUUCCAGCUAAAACCAAUGAAAUAAUAGACUCCGUCUCAGAAACACCACUGGACUGUGAGGUUUCACAAUGGUCUUCCUGGGGUCUCUGCAGAGGUGUCUGCAGAAAAACAGGGACCAAGAUCAGAACCCGAUUUGUAUUACUUCAGCCUGCAAAUAAUGGAAUGCCUUGUCCGAAUCUGGAUGAAGAAACAGGAUGUGAACCAGAGAAUUGUGUCUGAAAUAAAGAAAAGAGAAUAAUUUAGAUUAUUUAAAAGUAGGCUAUGUUUAACUAAAUCUAAGCUACACGUCAGCCAAUGUUCCUUAUAAAUCAGAUAUGCUGCACUAUUUUGCUGAAAAGGUGUAUUAGGCUGGUUUUGAAACCUGUUGUUUAAUACCAGGAUUUUGGGGGUUUAAAUUCCUGAGGUUUAGUAUGACAACUGGACUCGAUCAUUGACAAACCAAAAAACCCCAAAUAAAUCCUUGCUAUAAAUAUACUGUAAGUUCUUGGAGUACCCUCUAGUGGCAGAAAAG
Molecule: messenger RNA, 1285 nt
Organism: Merops nubicus (carmine bee-eater)
Lineage: Eukaryota; Metazoa; Chordata; Aves; Coraciiformes; Meropidae
Gene: SPON2
Product: spondin 2, extracellular matrix protein
Exons: 5
Coding region: 1-993 (330 amino acids)
Biological process (GO): cell adhesion
Cellular component (GO): extracellular matrix
Source: RefSeq, a predicted model, not a curated record